GGCUUCUCCAGUUGGAAGCACACAUGCCAAACUGCUCUGGAGACGCCGGAGGCAUCGGCAGAUCCCAGACGAGCGUUGAGUGAAGGCUGUGAUCUGCCUUACCGGUCACCUCACUCAGGACACAGCGCUCGCACGUUGCAGCAGCUCCAGACCCCACUACUACCGGAAAGUUACAGGUACCGGAACCAAGAAGACCAGCGCGGCCCAGGAACAGCGGAGGAAAACUCUUCCCAGGAUGGUCUCCCACUCAGAGCUGAGGAAGCUCUUCUGUUCGGCUGAUGCAGUGUGCUUUGAUGUUGAUAGCACAGUCAUCAGAGAAGAGGGAAUCGAUGAGCUGGCCAAAUUCUGUGGUGUGGAGGCUGCAGUGUCUGAAAUGACACGGAGAGCCAUGGGAGGAGCGUUGCCUUUCAAAGAUGCGCUCACUGAGCGCCUGGCACUGAUCCAGCCCUCCAGGGAUCAGGUGCAGAGGCUGCUGGCUGAACACCCGCCACACCUGACCCCGGGGAUAAGGGAGCUGGUAAGCCGCCUCCAGGAGCGGAAUGUUCAGGUGUUCCUCAUCUCCGGGGGCUUUAGGAGUAUUGUGGAGCACGUUGCUGCAAAGCUCAACAUCCCCACAACCAAUGUCUUUGCCAAUAGGCUGAAAUUCUACUUCAACGGUGAGUACGCAGGUUUUGACGAGACGCAGCCGACAGCCGAGUCAGGUGGGAAAGGAAAGGUUAUUGGAUUUUUAAAGGAAAAAUUUCACUUUAAGAAAAUAAUCAUGAUUGGAGACGGAGCCACAGACAUGGAAGCCUGCCCUCCCGCUGAUGCCUUCAUUGGCUUUGGAGGCAACGUGAUCAGGCAGCAGGUUAAGGACAAUGCCAAGUGGUACAUCACUGACUUUGUUGAACUGCUAGGAGAACUGGAAGAAUGAUCUGGACUUCCCGGUCACUCAGAACAACUCCACCUUCUCGACGCUACACAGUUGGGCUCCUGGAAGAGUCUAGGAGACAGCUAUUUUUUUCUACUGUAGUUCCAAUAUUAAUAUGACUACUAAUUACAUGGAGAGUUUUAUAUUCUGAAUUCUUUGUGUAUAUUCCUCGGAAUAUUUUACCUGGAGCUUUCUGAGGUGCAUAGUAAAUUAAAUGCCUUUACUCUUGCAA
This is a messenger RNA of Rattus norvegicus (Norway rat), 1142 nucleotides long. It is a transcript of the gene Psph, whose product is annotated as phosphoserine phosphatase. NCBI's taxonomy places the organism in Eukaryota, Metazoa, Chordata, Mammalia, Rodentia, Muridae. Gene Ontology annotation, cellular component: cytosol. The record is from RefSeq and is marked provisional. The coding region runs from base 236 to 913 and encodes 225 amino acids. Gene Ontology annotation, molecular function: L-phosphoserine phosphatase activity; identical protein binding; magnesium ion binding. The transcript has 6 exons. Gene Ontology annotation, biological process: L-serine metabolic process; L-serine biosynthetic process.